Molecule: messenger RNA, 6092 nt
Organism: Bactrocera dorsalis (oriental fruit fly)
Lineage: Eukaryota; Metazoa; Arthropoda; Insecta; Diptera; Tephritidae
Exons: 4
Coding region: 318-1421 (367 amino acids)
Biological process (GO): DNA integration
Molecular function (GO): nucleic acid binding
Source: RefSeq, a predicted model, not a curated record
AACUUAAAGUUAAAGGAGCAACUUAUUUCCAUUGCGAUAAAUUGACGCACCAAGACUUACAAAAAGCAAAGGUCGCUCUUAUCGCAUCAACUCAAACGCGCUACUUCAGCCGCGAUAUAGAAUUACUAAGAGAAUUGAAGCCUAUUGAUAAAAAAAACUCACUCUUAGUUCUAAACCCAUUUCUAGAUACGAAGGGUUUACUUCGUGUGAAUGGUCGGCUUGCUAAUUCAAGCCUAGCGUACAAUGAACGCCACCCUAUAAUCAUACCAGAGAGGUGUCCGUUUGCCACUUUAUUCAUUAGAUAUAUCCACAUACUAAUGCUCCACGCCGAACAUCGCCUCAUGCAACAUAUGGUCCGCCAAGAGCUGUACAUACCCCGACUGAAGCCCCAAAUAAAGAAGUGCAUUUUCAUGUGCAAAAUCUGCACUAUGCAUAAGCAGAAAAUGCGAUCACAGAUUAUGGCAGCACUUCCACCGGAACGCUGCAAUUUUGCUCUGCCUUUCACCACUACAGGUGUAGAUUUUGCUGGGCCUUUUAUGAUUAAGGCAUCCAUGCUAAGGUCUCCUACCCUCAUGAAAGGCUAUGUGGCUGUCUUUGUCUGUUUUACGACAAAAGCAGUACACCUUGAGCUAUGUACCAGUCUGACCACGGAGGCUUUUCUCGCGGCAUUUGCUCGCUUCGUCGGAAGACGUGGCUUUCCAUCCAAAAUCAUGAGCGAUAAUGGCAAAACAUUCAUUGGAGCUCAACGAGCCACAGAGAAACAGUUUGUCGAUUUCUCUAAACAAAUAUUACCUGACAUCGUACAAAAGUACGCACCCCAAGGUAUCAAUUGGCAGUUUAUCCCCCCAAGCGCUCCACAUAUGGGUGGCUUAUGGGAAUCUGCCGUAAAAAGUUUCAAAUCUCAUUUUAAAAAGAUAGCUAACAACCACAAAUUUACUUACGAAGAAUUCACGACCCUCUUAAUUAGAAUUGAAGCCGUUCUUAAUUCACGGCCUCUCGCUGCACUCUCGCAAGAUCCCUCAGACUUUACUGCCCUCACGCCAGGGCAUUUUCUUAAAGGAGCGCCCAUUCUGGCCACACCUGAGCCAGGCGUGGAGUCGCUUUCCUUAUUAAACCGUUGGGAAAGAAUUAAAAUUCUCCAUCAUGACUUCAGUCGUCGAUGGAAAGAUGAUUAUUUAAAGGACCUCCACAGAAGGUACCGAUGGAAAACAACAGAAAAUGCGCCUAAGCUUGGAGAUUGUGUCUUGAUCAAUGACGAUUGUCUCCCCCCAACCGAAUGGCGGCAUGGCCGCAUAGAGAAGCUCUACUACGGCUCCGACGGUCAUAUUCGCGUAGUCGAUCUCCGCACUCAAACGGGAACACUAACCAGGCCGCUCGUGAAGCUAUGCUUUUUGCCAACCGCCGAUAAAACCGAAAAGUAAACCGAAAAUAACGUAACCGUAAUUAAUAAACAAAGAAACGAAACAUAAAUAAUGAUAAAAUGCUCCAAUAUCAAUAACUAGCAACAAAAACCAAAAAAAGGGAGUCGAUCCACAUGACGACUCACUCGUGCCACAUUUCGUGGCACCAAUGCCUAUAUGAAUAUAUAUAUGUAUGUAUAUAUUAAUUAAAAUCAAAUCUUUUAACAGAUAACAAUGGAUGCCGAGAUGCCAACUGCGCCCACGCCCACAAUACGUUCGGCAGCUACUGUUCCGCGCUCGAAGACUGCACCAGUCGCAGCACCGCGAACCACCAUAGCCCCCGCAGCUCCCCGAGCAGUUUCAACGGCUCCACAAAACGACACGCGAUCAACGGCUCCGGAACCACCUUAACUCGAAUGCGCCCUAUGUCGCCGCCGUCAUCGGUUGCCACGCUGUGGCAUCUUCAAGGGGAUGACCCCUCAGCAACGCCAGCAAGUCGCUCAGGCACAUGGACAUUGCCUGAAUUGUCUGGCGCCCACCCAUCUUACGCAGGAGUGCACAACGGGCUACCAGUGCCAAGUAUGUAUGCGUCACCACCAUACUCUACUACACCGCACUGGCGUAAUCGAUGGCGGGCGUCAUGAUGCUCCUCACAACCGCAAUGCCAUCAGAAGACCCAAGCGAUCGCAACCACGCAGGCCGGCAUACCCGACGGAGGGCUCACGGUCCUGGCGUCACCGCAAUCCUCCACCGAACCGGAGGCGCCAGCCAAGGCCGCAAUCGCGCCGUUCUACAGGCCUCAGCAACGUGGUAGCCACGUUACAACGGCUUCAGAGGCUACUAGGCUAGAUACUCGCCUAGGGGGGCCAGGAUGUACAAAUGAGCAUCCUCCCCCGACCUCAACACACACACCACAUCGAUUCACACUUUCAUCACUAACACGCAACCUUCACCACACCACACCUCAUCGAUUCAAACUUACAUCACUAACACGCAAUCUUCACCACACCACACCACACUUAUAACCCACAUUCUACACGAGAACGACACACACCAACACCUAUACUCACACACAUAUGCUGAAUAGGAUAUUCAGCACCAACGGGGAUAAAGAAGGACCGAUUACCAGAUUCAGUUCAGUUCGUUCUACGACAUUCGCAGCGAUCGGUCCACUCUAUCCGCCAUUCCUUUUGCGAAAUCAACCGCGUCAUUACAUAGUGAAUUAUAAUCCAGUUUAUAUUAAUUUUCCUUUUAAGGCACAGUGCUUAUAUAAGGCCAUAAAGCCUGGUGCGAAUAAAAGCGAGACCAACCGUUGUUCUGCGAUAUUUAAGUGCGUUUUUUUUAAUUUUUGGUAAAGCGAAUAAAAUUACAUACAAGGUGAGUGCACUAUUCUAACAAAUUGUGUGGAUAUUUCUAACCACAAUUUAUCCAAAACGAACCUGUUGUGGUGGUUUGGAUCUUUUUGAUCCCAGAUUGCUGGUUUCAAAAAUAUUGCACUUAUUAAGUCUUCCGUGUCCAUCAUCGAUAAGAGCGAAGAAAUUACUGACCUACAAUUUCUACGCUCUUAUCUAUGAUAGCCAGCAAAGAGUGAGUUCGCGCGCUACUCCGACAUGCACACUUGUAUUAAAUUACAUGUAUCAAUUUUCUACGCUUCGCUCUCAUCGACGCUCUUAUCGCUUAUCGCAGCUCCGACAUGCACGCAGCCUAAUAAAUAUAUUCUUGCAACAUAGAGAGAGAGGAAGAGUGAAAAGCUAAUAUUUAAAAUUGAAAAAAAUGCCAUUAUUAUCGAGCUAUGUAGUGUGUAUGUAUAUACAUGGUGAGGGACUCAGAGGGGCGAAAUGAGGGAAAUAAAAAAACCAACAACUGACAGCUAAAAUAAUUGUGCAUUCUGACGUUUCACGGUGUUUUUUUUUGUACCGUGGCAACUUUUGUGAAAUAAGUUGGGUUCAACAACACGAUACAGUUAUUCAAUUUGCCGCAAUUGUGUACAUUUCUUUGUUGGAUUCAAUCGGCGAAGUUUUGAGGACGCGCUUUUCUAAAGAAGUAUUGGAUAGAUUUCAACUGAGUUUGCUGCUUCCAAAAAAUAUAUGGACUUUGAAAACCAACGAUAGAAUCAAAAUCUUUUGGAUUUUUUUUUUCAACAUUCCUUUUUUUAUUGGAUCUGCUUGGUAAAGCCUAACAAUAAGUAUUCAAAUCAAAUGGUUGGGCUUUUCUUGGUAGAACGUUGCUCUCUAAUAGGCUGGUAGACCACUUCUUUCAGACAUAGGAUGUUCGCGAAGUUUAGAAAUAUAUCUCAUACUGCUGUCCUCUAUAUCCUUAUUUACCAUAGGAAUAUCAAAAUCUUCAUGAAUGUUUUUAUUACGCAUGUUCCAUGGUGAACCCGGGAUUGUUCUAAGCGUUUUGGGGUUUCGACUCGGUUUUAUGAUUUCAAAGUAUAACAAUACUUUGUUGUCUAGGCUAAGUUUAGAAUUUUUGUGUAAAAGCCAAUUUAAAUUUGAUACUCUCAACUCCAUGCAAGUUAUUUUACUCGCUAUGUGUUUUCGCCACGUGAGCCUUUGAUUCAGGUGAAUCCCAAAAUAAGUUACUUCAUUCCCUUGGCGUAUUAGGACAUUGUUUAUUUUAACUGUCCGAUUCGUUUCUGGUCUUACUGAGAAUGUAACAUGCUUGCAUUUCUGCUUACUAAUAUUUAUACGCCAAGCCCUAGCCAUUCUUCGACAAAUGUUAAGUGCUGCUUUAAUACUCUUGAUGCUCUGAUGGGGCAUUUGCUGCGGCUUACUAGAGCUGUGUCAUCCACGAAAGUGGAUGUUAAUACAUUAGUAGCUGUUGGAAUGUCUGCUGUCCCUGAGGUACACCAGCUUAUUACUCGUUCUUCUGGUAUGAAGUCUGCUACUUUAACUGUAAUUUUCCUGUUUCCAAAGUUUUAUACAGUUCGUAAGGUAAAACUUUUUUGAUUUUCCAUAAAAGGCCUUUAUGCCAGACUUUAUUGAACGCCUGAGCUACAUCUAGAAAAAAUCUGAAUAGUACUCUCUGUUCUCGAAUGCUUUCUUGAUUUCAUUGGUAAUUCUAUUUACUUGCUCUACAAUGCCAUGUUUAGCACGAAAACCGAAUUGGUGCGUUGGUAUUAUAUUAUUUUCUUGGAGGAAAGGAGGCAUCCUUAAUAGUAACACUUGUUUUUAUGUUGCCAAUAUACAUAUGUAGCUGCAUUAGUUAUUACAUCAUUAAAUUCUCUUAUACUUUCGCCAAUGUCUCUUCCUGUAUUUAUUUUGCAAUCAAUAUUGAUAUGGCAACUGAUUAUUUUCUAUACUUCAAUCAGUUAGUUUCAUGAGAUGUUAGAUAAAAUUCUGGCUCAAAUAUCAUGGGCUUUUAGUGUAACUUUAUUAGUACAGGUGAAUGAUCAGAUCUGGUAUUAUUUUUUUUAUCACUAGGCCAAUAUGUCGGCUUACUAGGAGAUAUUAAUCCAGAUUAUUAUUCUUAUUCAAAAUGCUGUAAUACAGCUGUCGUUCUUUCGGAGUAAUAUGACGUGAGCCCCAGUACGUGUGUUUUGCGUUGUAAUCUCCACCUACUAGAAAUCUUUGACCUGGCGUUCCAAAAGAGUGCUUCUUCGAAUGGUUGGUUGGUGAUACAAGUUUACAGCAGGCAUUAGGAACCUUGUCAAAAAGGUCGCGCAGAGUUUGGGUGAAUCUGCUUCACAGACGACACUCAAACCUUUCCAAUUUGCUGGUGUGACGUAAAAUAACGUAACAUUCUGUGUAUAUUUACAUAGGUACUUGAUUAAGUUGUAUAAAAUGUGCGUCGCUUGGCCAAUCACACUACAUUGGCAGAGCCUUUGCAAAUACGAUUCAACAACACCAUGUUUGCAACCAUUAUGCUAAUUGUUCGUUUAAUGGCCAUUUAUAAAUAAAGAACAGUUUUUACAGUCACUUCAAUCCAGAACAAUAAAAUAUAUCACAAAAUGUUGGGUGAACACUUUGAACAACAAAUGCACCAACUUUUUGUACAGCAUUUGCAGACGAGCAAUUAACUACUUUCACCAACGCGGAGGCUUUGAAGAAAUUAUUGGGUAUGAUUUACACAAAAAGUCAGGCCAUUGCGACGAGUCCGUCGGCGGAAUCUGUGAAAAAAGAGCGAUUUACCAAUGCCUGAAGGUGUUAUAUCAAAACUUGACAAAAUAUAUUGGUGACAAUUUAGAAUAAAGUGAGAGAAUGUAUACAUGUGUAGUCAUUAAAGUCUCAACUCUGAGGGUACUGGACUUUAUCUACUUCAAAGCAAGAUUUAUCACAGUGUGUUUUGAAAGCGAAGCCAAGAAAUUUGCAUAACUCUCUUGCGUGAGUGUCAGCUGGAGCGCAGCAGACAUUUGAGACAAAAAGUAAAUAAAUUUGUAGAAUUAAUUCUUCUUCUUCUUCUUUACUGGCGUAGACACCGCUUACGCGAUUAUAGCCGAGUCAACAACAGCGCGCCAGUCGUUUCUUCUCUUCGCUACGUGGCGCCAAUUGGAUAUUCCAAGCGAGGCCAGGUCCUUCUCCACUUGGUCCUUCCAACGGAGUGGAGGUCUUCCUCUUCCUCUGCUUCCCGCGGCGGGUACUGCGUCGAAUACUUUCAGAGCUGGAGUGUUUUCAUCCAUCCGGACAACAUGACCUAGCCAGCGUAGCCGCUGUCUUUUAAUUCGCUGAACUAUGUCAAUGUCGUCGUAUA